CGACUGCACAACCCGAUCAUAUGGUCCAUCCAUUAUUAUUCCUCCUCCACCUUAUUGGUGUACCCUUUGGUACGAGGGAAGCCCAUCCAAAUAUUAGUAGAUCCAACACAAUUGUUAACUUGACCCAAGUGACGACAUCAAUGAUUUGGUAUUGAACCCUCGGGAGCAUCAAUCAUGUACUAUUGUUUCUUGCUCCAAGUACUACACGGCUGGCCUCAGUGCUCCCAAGAGUCAUUGUGAACUUGAUCCUGUCUUUCGUCUUCCCCAUUGAGCUAGUUUGCCACUCAGCCCCUCAGAUUUUUGCAUUGCUCGGCAUGGGCUUGGCCAGAGUUACGUUGGAUCGUAUUGAGGAACAGCAUUGGGAUCUCCGUCGACAAAUCUUGCACCUACAAACAAAGGCUUCCAUUGACAGAGAAACGCACAAGUUGAUAGAGUUCAAUUCCCUGGUUUCCCUGGAGAUCCUCAUCAAACAAUACGCAAAUUUCCAAGUGCAGAUUACGAGUUGUCGGUGAAGAAGUAAAGGAAUAUCUGAAGAUCUCCAUGGCUGAGAGAGCCCGAGCAGAUGCUUUAGGUGGAGAAUCUUCUUCAUCCGAUGAUGAGGAUGCGUUUGAGGAAGAGGAGCUCGACCCUCGAAUUCAGAUUGAGUUGGAGAAGCUGAAUAGCUCGACGGAUGUGAUCAACAAGCUCGAAUUGGACUUGGAGGAAGCACGCUAUCAAUUCCGACAAUUGCUCAAUAAUUCCACCCGUCAACUGGAAACCUUAUCCAAGACCCUAGGAUCGGCUGUGGAACGUUCCCGGUGUUACUAUGAUGCUCGCAUGGAAGCCCGCAAAGCCUUGGCCGAGGCUCAACAUGCGGCUAUUCGCUUCGAGAAGGCCUCGAGUGCUCACGAGGCCGCCAAGGAAAUGGUCACUCUGGCGGAAGAGGGUUACGCCGAGAAGGGCUUGAAAUUCGAUUCCGCUUGGCAAGAGAUGUUGAACCAUGCCACAAAUAGAGUGAAUGAGUCGGAGAAGGAAAAAGAUGAGAGUGCUACUCUGCACAAGAAGAAAUACAGGAGCUAUCAAAAGUCCCAAUUACGAGUUCAACUCAUCGAAAAGACCCUGAAGAGAUCCAUUAACAAGUCGAGGCCCUAUUUCGAAUCGAAAGCCAAGUUUAAUCAAGUGCUCGAUGAUCAAAAGCGGCAAGUCGAGCUCAUUGAAGAAACCAUCCAGAUGACUAAACUAGGGUAUGCUCAAAGUUUGCGGGAAUUGGAGAAAAUUAGUGAAGAAAUCCACGAAAGACGACAAAAAGAGAAAGCAGACAAAUUGGUCGAAUUGGGACCGAGGGGCCAAGGAGUUGGAGCGGAAGAAGGCCAUGCUUCCCAGGAACACGGAACUCAGGGCCAGAACCAUCCCAUUAAACGUUCCACUUCCUACCAUCGAGUUCAACACCUGGUGAGACAAUUCUCCAGAGAGUCUGCCAAAUUUUCUUGCACGGAGAUUAAAAACUCAUCCGAAACUAAUUCCAAAUCCAAGGAAACUUCGCCUGAUUGCAGCAAAGACGCCUCCAAAUCUCUUUCUCAUCCCAGCUCAUCUGAGCCAACCAUUGGACAAGUCAAGGCCUCCUCAUCCUCGUCGUGCUCUUCCUCAUCUCGUCUUGAGAACCCAAUCAGCUGUCCAUCCAAGAUGGCGACUGGCCCCACUCAGACUGAAUCGCAGGUGACGUCCACUUCCAAUUCUUCUACUGCCAGUCCACUUCCAUCUCCCAGCUACGAGACUUUGGGAUCGGACGAGGAUGAUUGGCAAAAACUGGAUGUCUCAGGUCUUACCAAGGAUUCUUCAUCUGAUGAGGAUAGUCAUAGCGAGAGAAAAUUAAAUGCCCCAGUCCAUUCUCCAUGCAAGGGAGACGCAACGGUCUCGGCCACCCUCAAAGAUCCGAGGUUAGCCCAAGUCAAAGAAGAAUUCUCAAGUCUACCCUACGGAUGUGGAGAUGACCUGUCAGAUGCAGAGAGCCUUGCCAGUAUGGACAUGCUAAGUGAUGAACAAAUAGACCUAUUGAUCAAAGGAAAAGUCUUCUCGCCCAGGAGACGCAGUUUAGAGCCUUCCAGCAGUCAAAAGGCGUCUACCAUAUUUGAAAGAGGAACAGGAGAUCACACACAAGGAGAAGAUGAAGAGCAAAACUGUCAAGAGAUUUUCGGUGUUAAGAAGAGCGAGACAAACGACAAGACGUCGGAAGUCAAGAGAGGACAUGUGGAAACCUGGGGAGUAAAUUUGAACUCUCCAUAAUGACGACACCCUUAGUCAUAUACAUGUGGCAACCACUUGAAGCAAUAAUCAAAGUUCUACACGUACACCCGUUCAUGGUUGGUUGUUGCUCAAUAUUUACCAAUAAUAACGCUUUGAAGACAA
This is a messenger RNA of Tigriopus californicus, 2385 nucleotides long. RefSeq names its product SH3 domain-binding protein 5-like. Gene Ontology annotation, biological process: intracellular signal transduction; negative regulation of protein tyrosine kinase activity. Gene Ontology annotation, molecular function: protein kinase inhibitor activity. The record is from RefSeq and is a predicted model, not a curated record. Lineage: Eukaryota; Metazoa; Arthropoda; Copepoda; Harpacticoida; Harpacticidae. The transcript is spliced from 8 exons. Gene Ontology annotation, cellular component: cytoplasm. The coding region runs from base 541 to 2262 and encodes 573 amino acids.